Penicillium manginii is the source of this 750-nucleotide messenger RNA. Its product is annotated as putative extracellular soluble lytic transglycosylase. The coding region runs from base 1 to 750 and encodes 249 amino acids. The transcript is spliced from 2 exons. The record is from RefSeq and is a predicted model, not a curated record. Lineage: Eukaryota; Fungi; Ascomycota; Eurotiomycetes; Eurotiales; Aspergillaceae.
AUGGCGAUUUUCAAGACCGCAACUCUCAUCGCCUUGUUAGCCGCACUGGCAAAUGCCGGUCAUUCUGCGGACCCUGGCGUUGGCUCAAACCCAAAGGCCGAGGGUGCAACCGACAAAGUCACUUCCAAAACUGGACCCAACGGAUCCGAAGAUUGGCUCAACACUGGUAUCACCGGAGGUGGCUGGAAGCCGCCUUACCUCGCCCUCGAAGACAUCUACCACAUUUCGCUAGAUACCUUCUACGACGGCAUCGGAUCACCCUGCAAGAAAUAUGACAAUUACUUCCAAAGUGCUGGGUCGAAGUACAGCAUCGAUCCCGUCAUCCUAGCUGUCCUCGCGAUGCAGGAAUCCUCUUGCAAUGCCGAUGCCGGCGGCCCAACCCCCGGAUUGAUGCAGGUUUCUUGCGAGAACUAUCCCAACGGGAAGUGCACCGACUCGAUUCAGGACAACGUCAAUGCGGGAGCCAACUAUUUCCACGGGCAGCUCAAGGAGACUGGAGGCAAUGCGAUCCAAGCCUUUGGCAGGUACAAUGGAUGGUUCGUGGCUGGUAGCGGGUUGAACCAAAACAAGGGACUUACUGAGGAUUAUCCCUGCUCCUCAGAGGGACGGUCCAAUGGCGAGCCCCAGAACCUGGAUUAUGUUCAUCAAGUGCUUAAUGGUUGGUUGCUGGGACUGGAUGUAUAUGGCGACGACAACUGGAUUGGUACUUACAAGUGCGACCAGAAAUGCGGUGAUGGUAGCAAGUGUUAA